Molecule: messenger RNA, 4080 nt
Organism: Plectropomus leopardus (leopard coralgrouper)
Lineage: Eukaryota; Metazoa; Chordata; Actinopteri; Perciformes; Serranidae
Gene: cobll1b
Product: cordon-bleu WH2 repeat protein-like 1b
Molecular function (GO): actin monomer binding
Source: RefSeq, a predicted model, not a curated record
GUUCUGAUACGGUUUAUUUCAAGCUAAAUGAGUCGAUUUACUAGAGUUGCUUGUCACGGCACAGUUCUGUUAGGUGUUUGCCUGGUGUGUGAUUGCCAAGAUGUAAACUUUGACUCGGUACCGUUGCGCUAAACUCUUCAUCUGGAGCCUGGAGGGAAGGUAAACUGGAUCUGAGAGACGCCCCACUUUUUCAGAUCAGUGUUGCGAUGCAGUGUUUUGGAUGUGAAGGGAAAAGUUGGCAGAGUCAUCCACGGUGUCGGCGACAAAAUGACAUAGAUAUGCCAGACUGUUCAGUUUAAAAGGAGGAGGAAAUAUUCACCUCACUGGAAUGGUUUGCGUAAAAGGCGCAAAACACGGAACUUCAGAGCGGAGUUAUGGAUCAUUUAUCCAAACAAAGUCUCUUUGUAGCAGUCUACAAUUAAACUUACCUUUUUAAAGACUGAUGGAAGUUGACAACUGCGUCGAAAACCAACUACAUUCAUGUCCGAGGGAUUUCGUUAAACCAAUGAGUUUAGUCAUGGAUGACCAUGGAUCCCAGCCACAUCCACGGAGCUCUGGUCUGAGGGUGUCGACCAAAAGCAAAGCACCAUCCCCGCCUGGACUAAAAAAGCUGGAUUCCCCGGGUUUCUCCCAGUGGUACCCAGGAAACCCUCAUUUAGCCAUGGACCAGAAGGAAAACCUUAUUGAUAAAGACCUCUCUCUGGUCGUGGUUCUGCCGGGCGGCGUAGAGGAGAUGACCACAGUCCAUGGAAGCAAACCCCUAAUGGAUCUACUAGUGACGCUUUGUGCAAAGUAUCACCUGAACCCAUCAAGCCACACCUUAGAGCUGGUCACUGCCAAAAAGAACCACAGCAAACUCAAGCCCAACGCUCUCAUAGGAACUUUGGAUGCAGAGAAGAUCAUACUUAAAGCUAAAGGGGAUGAUAAAAAUAAGAAGACAGGUCCUCAGAUGCCCGAGGCAACUGUUCGGAUGGUGAUAAACUAUAAAAAGACCCAGAAAACUAUACUACGAGUCAAUCCUCGAGUGCCCCUAGCUGAACACUUACCAGCCAUCUGUGAGAAAUGUGAAUUUGACGUGGAGUCUACAGUUUUAUUGAGAGAUGUCCAAUCACUGGCCCCUCUGGACCUGUCCUGCUCUCUUAAUGAUUAUGCAAUCAGGGAGAUUUAUGCAAGAGACACUAGAGGACCACCUGCCUCUCCUGUGAGUCCAGCCUCACCAACACAUGCAGGAACGGUCACACCGGGGAAAGAUAAAAAUCAGAAAGAGAAAGAAAACAAAGGCCUCUUCAGCAAGUUUCGAAAAAGCAAGAAAAAAUCUGACCAGGCAACGACAGCCAGUGCCCCAGCUUCUCCUGUUCUUGUGAGCAAGCCUCGACCUCUCAGCAUGGCCUUACCUAGCUCCAACUCGUCUCCGUUCGGCUCCCCUACGCUGUCCAUCGAUGCGCCAAAGAAGAGACGUGCACCCCAGCCCCCAAUCCUUGUGUCACAGAGCUGCUCCUCGGACAUCAGUACUCGUCGGAGGAUCCAGUCUGAACCUGGUACCCAACUGGACAGAGACCAGAUGGCUGGUUUAAGUCGUGGGUCCUCAGCAGAGUCUUCACUGAAGAGAACCAAACGCAAAGCUCCUCCACCCCCAAUGUCCCCUAGUGCUGUUGUCCAGGAAACAGCUUCUCUGGAUGAAAAUUUGCAAGGAGGUGCAGCUGCUAACACACUGGAGGAGAUCAUGGAGCAAGAGGAGAGUGCUGCCUCUGUAAUGUCUGCAACUGCUAGUGAAACCCAGGGAGAGGACAGCAGCCUCAACAUGUCUGUUGAUGUCUCGGUGCACUCCCCGUCCCCAGAUACUGAGAUACUGAGCACAAAGUCAGAGGAGAGAAAUGGGGAAGAUCAGACAUGUGAUCUGUCCUCAGAUGGCAAUCAACUGCAGAGUACGGUAAUUGAUGCUGCAACUCUGAGUGUUGUGAGGACGAUGGAUGACACAGGCUCAUCUGAAACGGCAGAUGCUGACAGUGGUCCAUGUCCAGUUGAAAAUGUACCCCAACACUCAAUCUGUGAAGAGGCUACACCUCAAAGUGUAGAUUGCAGUGCUGUAUCCAGCAUCCUCCCUCCACCUGUAGCCCAGGCCUCCAUUCAGGCAAACACUGAAACCCUCCGGGAGCAAACUGACAGGUUGGAGAGCCCGAUGGCCACAAGCACAUCAUGCCCCACUGGAGAGGACGCUCAAGUGCAAACAGAUUUCACACCCUCACCUGUGUCUCUGCAACAACACAUGGAUAAAGUCCCGUCCUCAGCUAAUGUGCCUGCCGUUGAAUCACCUGGGAAGAAAGAUAUGGCCACAGCAACGGAGGAACUGGAUGCGCCAGACCUCAGAAAUGCCUUAUCCCACACCUCGGAGACCUCGUCGUGCCAAGACUCCACAGCAAGUGCUCCUGCGACAACAAAGGCGCCGUCUAUUUAUGCCACAAACUCUGAGCCAAAGCCGAAGCCUUCCAACGAGCUGACAAGGGACUACAUCCCCAAGGUGGGGAUGACAACGUAUACUAUCGUGCCUCAGAAAUCUCUGGAGAAACUGAGAUAUUUUGAAGUUGCACUGACGCUGGAGCCACCUCCUGCAGCUCCAGAAGACGGACUUAAUAUCGGUUCUCUUCAGUUGGAGGACAGCACAGCAGUGGGGGAACAGACAGAGAUCUCAAAGGAAAAAAGUGAGCUGCACUCUACUGUACCCAGGGAAGAUUUACUGACUAGCACUACUACUACAACUCAAGACACUGUUAAUGGAAGUAUACCUGAAUCCAUUCAUUCCUCGUCACCAACAAGUUUACCUAACACAGAUGAAAAGAUCCCAACCUCACCUAAUGGGGCAUCUCAAGCAGGUUCACCUGCACAGGUCAAGGAGAUGAAAAUUCCACCCGCAACUAAACCUAAGCCCGGCUCUUUCCGCUUGGCACAGCACAAAAAAACACCUGGGUAUUAUGUAACCUCCGCAGCAGAAAAAAGUCUCAGCGCCAGUCCUGGCUCUGACCAGAGAGAGGCUCAAGGAAGUGCAGAGAGAGCAAAGUUACCACCCCCUCCCCUUCCUCCGCCUGUGCAGUGUCAAGAGGAGGCAACAGGGGCCGCUAAUGUUGGGCUGAGCCCAAAGGGGGAAGACAAGCAUGUAGCCUUCCAGCGAAUGACAAGGCAAAGUAGUUUGUCUAAAGAGCCAAGCGUGGGGUUAAGUUUGGAAAAAUUAAGGAGCUUUGCCGCUCCAAGGCCCUAUUCUCCUGUUACUCCAUCCCGCUUUGCCCAGGCAGUGUCCUCUGCUGUGAAAAGGAGCAACUCCUUAUCCACAUGGCCAAAGUCGUCUCAGUCUCAGUCGCCUCAGUCGCCGGUUUCGCCACCUGUCUCCCCAAUCAGUCGCUCAUCAGUCACAGAUUCAGAAGGAUUAUCUGAGCUCAAGGACAGUGAAAACAGAGAGGUUGAUGGUGACAAGGGCUCCAUUCUGCAGGGAGUAGGGGAUAAACCACCAUCUUUUAGUGGGAUUGUUCAAGUGGAAGGAGAGAGCAGUCCAUAGCAGUGCCUUAAUUCUUCUGACAAUACAUCAUCUACUGAGGAGCUUAUCCUGUCUACUUUGAGUUCUCCACAACCCUUUAUCCCAUGACACAGACGCAGGAACUGUCUUUUGUUUUACCUCUUUUGGUAGUCUCCAGCAGUGUACAUAAAAUUAUGUAUUUUGAUAAUUAAUAAUUGCUGUAUUUUGGUUUAUUUUCUCACACGACGUUAAGUAAUAUCCCUGGCGCUGACAUGCACAUUUUAAUGCUUCUCUUUUAUUUUGUGUGAUGACUAUCUUGCAUUUGAUGCAUCACUGUUGAACAAGAAAUGAGAACAAUUCUAUAAAUUAUUAGAAAGUGUAUUAUCCAAAUAAUACUGGAUGUGUAGGGCAGACCAGGUCUGACCUAUGGUACUCAAAUGCUCCUUAGAUUAUACGUAAAAAUCUAUAUUUAAGUAUUACAGAGUUUUGAUUAAGCUGCAGAAAUACACUGGUGUGCUCAGCACACAAUGUUCUUGUCAAGCAGUGUUGUUAUGAAUAAAGCUUUUAUCAUUUCA